AUGGGCUGGGGCUUGCCGACAUGGCUCGGUGGGAGCCCUGCACCCGCGCCGCCAGCACGACCGAAGUCCAGCGACGGAGGCUUCGUCGCCCCGGAUCGAAAUUCGCGAGAGCUGUGUUACGAGUCCAGAGAUAAUUUCUUCACCUGCCUAGACAAGAAUGACAUACUCGAUGCAAUCAAGGAAGAUGACAAAGCCCGAAAAGUGUGUGCCAAAGAAGUGACCGACUUUGAAAGAGACUGCGCAAGAACUUGGAUCAAAUACUUCAAGGAAAAAAGAGUAAUGGAAUACACACGAGAUCGAACCCUGGAAAAGAUACAACAGGACGAUGCGAAGAUGGCUGCCAAAGCCAAAACCGAAAGAAGAGGCGGGUCCUGGUUUGGAUGA
Exophiala spinifera is the source of this 384-nucleotide messenger RNA. RefSeq lists its product as uncharacterized. The record is from RefSeq and is a predicted model, not a curated record. NCBI's taxonomy places the organism in Eukaryota, Fungi, Ascomycota, Eurotiomycetes, Chaetothyriales, Herpotrichiellaceae. The transcript has 2 exons. Gene Ontology annotation, biological process: mitochondrial respiratory chain complex IV assembly. Gene Ontology annotation, cellular component: mitochondrial intermembrane space; respiratory chain complex IV; mitochondrion. The coding region runs from base 1 to 384 and encodes 127 amino acids.